Ficedula albicollis (Collared flycatcher) is the source of this 1591-nucleotide messenger RNA. RefSeq names its product low-density lipoprotein receptor-related protein 5-like. The record is from RefSeq and is a predicted model, not a curated record. NCBI's taxonomy places the organism in Eukaryota, Metazoa, Chordata, Aves, Passeriformes, Muscicapidae.
UCUCAAUGGAACAUCUAGAAAAGUCCUCUUCUGGCAAGACCUUGAUCAGCCCAGGGCAAUAGCUUUGGAUCCGGCUCAUGGGUACAUGUACUGGACGGACUGGGGUGAGACACCCCGGAUAGAGCGGGCAGGAAUGGACAGCAGCAUGCGGAAGAUCAUUGUCGAUUCCGAUAUUUAUUGGCCAAACGGACUCACCAUCGAUCUCGACGAGCAGAAGCUUUACUGGGCUGAUGCAAAACUCAGUUUCAUUCAUAGGGCAAAUCUGGAUGGUUCCUUUAGGCAAAAAGUUGUGGAAGGUAGUCUUACUCAUCCCUUUGCUCUGACACUGUCUGGGGACACUCUGUACUGGACGGACUGGCAGACGCGCUCCAUCCACGCCUGCAACAAAAGGACGGGAGAGAAGAGGAGAGAGAUCCUGUCUGCCCUCUACUCCCCCAUGGACAUCCAGGUCCUGAGCCCGGAGCGGCAGCCCUACUUUCACACUCCAUGUGAAGACAACAAUGGUGGUUGCUCCCAUCUGUGCCUGCUGUCUCCAAGGGACCCCUUCUACAGCUGUGCCUGUCCCACUGGUGUGCAGCUGGAAGAUGAUGGCAGGACCUGCAAAGCAGGUGCUGAGGAAGUCUUGCUGCUGGCUAGAAGAACUGACUUGAGGAGGAUUUCCCUGGACAUGCCGGAUUUCACCGACAUCAUUCUGCAGAUAGACAACAUCAGACAUGCGAUUGCCAUUGACUACGACCCUGUGGAAGGCUACAUCUACUGGACUGACGAUGACGUCCGGGCAAUUCGCAGGGCCUACCUGGAUGGCACCGGGGCCCAGACUCUGGUGACCACGGAAAUCAACCAUCCAGAUGGCAUUGCUGUGGACUGGGUGGCCAGGAACCUGUACUGGACUGACACUGGCACGGACCGCAUCGAAGUGACCCGGCUGAACGGCACCUCGAGGAAGAUCCUCAUCUCAGAGAACCUCGAUGAACCCCGAGCCAUAGUGCUCAAUCCUGUGAUGGGCUACAUGUAUUGGACAGACUGGGGUGAAAGUCCAAAGAUAGAAUGUGCUUAUUUGGAUGGCUCAGAAAGGCGAGUUCUGGUGAAUACAUCCCUUGGGUGGCCUAAUGGCUUGGCACUGGAUCUUGAAAAAAACAAGCUUUACUGGGGAGAUGCGAAAACAGAUAAAAUUGAGGUCAUAAACAUUGACGGAACAAUGAGGAAAACCCUCUUAGAAGACAAGCUUCCACAUAUAUUUGGGUUCACACUGCUGGGGGACUACAUCUACUGGACUGACUGGCAGAGACGAAGCAUUGAAAGAGUUCACAAGGUUAAGGCCAGCAGAGACAUCAUUAUUGAUCAGCUGCCGGAUUUAAUGGGCCUUAAGGCAACGAGCGUCACCAAAGUGUUUGGAACCAAUUCAUGCGCAGAGAACAAUGGAGGCGCAGCCAUCUGUGUUUCUUUACACCCCAGGAGGCCAGGUGUGCCUGUCCCAUUGGCCUUGAGCUGUUGAGUGACAUGAAGACUUGCAUCAUUCCUGAAGCCUUCUUAGUUUUCACAAGCAGAGCAGCAAUUCAUAGGAUUUCCCUUGAAACCAAUAAUAAUGAUG